GGGCGGAAUGGAGCGACCGUUGGGAGGUGGAGGCGUUGAUGAAUUAUUCAAAGUAAAUUCAGUGUCGUUUGAGAGACUUCUCACUGCCGGUCCCUGCAGCCGUCGCUCAGCUGCUCUCAGCGCAGUGUGGACUGGAGAAGAGACUGUGAAAAGCUUUAAAUAGCCUCUCCUGAUUUGAGAUUUGACUGGGGGAGUCUUGAGGAUGGUUCCUUAUUCCUGUUUGCUCCUCUGCUGGCUGGCUCUCCCUCUAAGAGGUCUGGAGAUACUCGACCCGGAGGAGGUGGAAUACAUCCAGUCCCACGUCACAGCGACAGUCGGAGGCUCGGUCACGUUGGAAUGUGGCUCCACCGUGCCCAACAUCUUCAUCUGGGGCUUCACCAAACCAGGGAGUGAUAAUAACGUAGCAGUGGCAUACAACUACGGACACGGCCCGUGGCUCCAGCCUCAGUCCAGCAGCCUGGGCCGCAUGGAGAUCCCCAUCCACACCUCUGCUUUAGUCAUAGAGGAGCUUCGGAGGGACUCAGCGGGGACGUUCACCUGCCAGGCGCUGUACGACACAGAUGACGGCACCAGGGUAACGUUCUACUCCACCCGGCUGGAUGUGGAGGACGACUGAUGAUGACUCCCGCUCUGGUCACAUCGGUCUCACAGCUGCAUCACUGUCUGCUUUUCAAAACCUCAGUUCAUGAUCUUUGUGUGCGAGUUGGUUCGUCUAAAAUUCCAAAAAAGCAUAUUCUCAAAUGUGGUUCCUGUAGUUUGAUGCCAUUGUUGGUUAAUUGUGUCCUUUUUAAACAGGAGCUAAGAGACUGUAUGUUCUCAGGUCACUGACUGAACCGGAACCCCUGUCCUUGCACUAUGUACAGUCACUUUAGCAACACUGAGAGAAGUUAGAACACAACAUUUGUACAAUCUUCUACUAUCAGACCCAGGGAGUUCAAGAAUUGAAGGUACAUUUAAAAGACGUUCCGUUAGCAAUAACGAUAGCACAUCCUGCUAAUGUUACGUAGCGUUGCUUUAACAGAAACACUGCAUUGUGGGAGACUUUGAAAGACAGGGGUGUUUAAUAAAGUUUAACCAAAGAUUUGCACAAUGGAUCCUGAUCCAUAUUUAGCUAUCUUUCCACAAGAAGACCAAAAAAAAGUUGUAUUUUCCACAUAAACUUUAACUUUAAAUGUUUGCAUAAACAAAUGAAUCCACCUCUCAACUUUUUCCUUAAUAAGAUAUUAUUCACAUUAUAACGUGU
This is a messenger RNA of Solea solea (common sole), 1243 nucleotides long. RefSeq names its product V-set and immunoglobulin domain-containing protein 10-like 2. The transcript is spliced from 2 exons. The record is from RefSeq and is a predicted model, not a curated record. Lineage: Eukaryota; Metazoa; Chordata; Actinopteri; Pleuronectiformes; Soleidae. The coding region runs from base 203 to 616 and encodes 137 amino acids.